AUCGUUCAGUAAUUCCCCUCAGGCUGCUCCAGAUGUGAACGUGACGUGAGUCUUUACAAGGCUGAACUACAGCACCGACCACGGGACUACACAAGGUUUCAUGUCAUUCAACGACCACACAAAAAGAUGUCUGCUGAGCUCUACUGUGUGGGUGAACCAGGUGGAAAUAAUGCAAGUGAUCAAAGCACCACAGUGGGGGGCGGCAAACCUUUACACCGCUUCUUGAAAGGGCAACCCAAGAUUAUUGGCAUCAUCGUGCUGAUCAUGGGCUUGUCUUUCUUCACCGUUACCAUAGCGGUCGUGCCAAUGAAUCCAACCACAUGUGCAGUCGUCCCCUUCUUGAUGCAAAUACUGUUCAUCAUAUCUGGGAUUGUGUAUAUUCUGACAGAGCACAGCCCAACAAAGAAAAAAGUAACCAUUUCGUUGGCUCUGAGUAUUGCGACCAUACUGGGGACAUGUUGGACUAUGCUGUGCAUGGUGCCCUCCGUAUUUCGCUACGUCUACUACAGCCACCAAGCAUUUAUGGUCAUGGAACUAUCUAUGGAUCUGAUCUUUAUUGUUAACAGUGUCGUGGGAGUAAUUAUUUUCAUUGUAAUGUCAUGCCUGGCCACUUCUGCCCUGCGUUCCACAAAGAGCCAGGUCAUUGUAGUGAUGACUACUUCGCCAGAUGAAACACCAGUUGAAUAACAGGAAGGUCUGAAAUUGGACAAAUUGAGCAGAGUAAAGAAAUAUAAAAGACACAAACAUAGCCAAGUAUUUCACUUUGUGGGCACAACAGCAUAUAUCAUUUCUAAAUACUGACCACUGGUAACUAGCAUUUUUUGAUGUCGUACAGUAUAUCAUUUUAAUACAGAUAAUAUGAAUAUAACUAUAUGUAUUGUCUUGUGUUGUUUCUGUGAUCUAUUACUACUUCCAGCACCAUGUGAGCACUAUAUUUCCCUCUUUUGAACAUUUGCCACCAGAUUCAACAGGAAGAUGGCAUUGAACUUUCCGCAAACUUUCAGCAUAGGCAAUUGCUGCUUCUCACUUUGCAGUCUGCCAUUGGCUGACCUGUCAGCACAUUCUGUUUGCACUUCUGCAUUUCACAGGACAAAGGUCCCUUUAAAACCAACGUCCCUCCAAGAUAGUUAAAUGAAACUGUGUGGAAUAUUUGUAUUUGUCAAAACGUUCAAAUUAGUCAAAAGCAGGCUGAGUUGAGCUUUUUUUGCUGUUUCUCUUGUUACAGUAAGUAAGCGCCAUGUUUGGACAUAGAAAGAAAAGUUUAUAGAUCAUUUACUAAUGCUUGAUAGAGCAGUCAUAUUACAAUAAUAACAACAACUUUGAGGUUGAGAAGCUGUUAUUUUUUGCCAGCAUGACCUUACUAGGAGUUCAAGCCUUUCUUCCCAUCCCCGAAUGCAAUGUGGAUUAGCCAGACCCUCCUUCAGAGCGCUUUGGAGGAGGGUCUGGCACAGCAAGACUAAAUUAAAUAUGACCAUAAACGAUGGGGGCACUAUAAUUAAAAAUCAAAUUUAGGACUAGACUUUCCCUUCAUUUAAAUUUGAACUCCCUAAUCAUAGGUAAGUAGGCCUACCACAUUUUCUGUGGAUUAUUAUAUGACCAAGCUUGUCAAAAGUCAUCAAAAGCUGUUGUUGAAAUCUCAUUGUGUUUACAAGAUAUUGACCAAUGAACAUAAAAGGUUCAUGGCUCAGUACACCAAUACAGCUUCCUCCACAACUGUUGGGCCAAUCAUUAUGAAACUUGCAGUCGAUGUUGGCUUUAACCCAAGAAUCGCUGAUUAACUUUUUUUCUUUCUCUUUUUAACUUCAAUACACCAAAGGACCAUUUGAACAUCAUAGUUCCAGACCUCUAAAUUACUGCCCACGUAUCCAAUAUUUUUCAGCAGUUCUGGCAGUA
This is a messenger RNA of Etheostoma spectabile (orangethroat darter), 1893 nucleotides long. Its product is annotated as membrane-spanning 4-domains subfamily A member 4D. Bases 127 to 687 code for a protein of 186 amino acids. The record is from RefSeq and is a predicted model, not a curated record. NCBI's taxonomy places the organism in Eukaryota, Metazoa, Chordata, Actinopteri, Perciformes, Percidae. The transcript has 8 exons.